Molecule: messenger RNA, 4564 nt
Organism: Ectocarpus sp. CCAP 1310/34
Lineage: Eukaryota; Phaeophyceae; Ectocarpales; Ectocarpaceae
Source: the annotation of a GenBank genome assembly
AUGAGGAAGGCCGGGGGCAGGCUCGCGCCCAGUCGGAGCAGCUUUAACAUCUGCCUGAAUGCGUGCAGACACGGGAGGCAGAGGGACAAAGUAAUGAGCGUGUUGGAGAUGAUGGUGCAGGACGGGAUUCCGCCCAGCGGAAAGAGCUACAGCUCUGCCUUGCAGGCUUGUGCAAAGGACGGCAAUGUGCCCGACGCCCGCAAGAUGUUGGGGUGGAUGUGGACGUCUCCUGACCUGGAGGGGGGCGUCAAGGGCCUCCGGCCCACGACGUGGGGCUACAAUUGCGCCAUGGAGGCGUGCGCGAGGUCGGGGGACUGGGGGUCCGCCGUCGAGCUUAUGGACGAGAUGAGAACGCACGGUCUCAGCCAUGAUGCCUUCACGUACGGCGCGGCCUUGGAGGCCUGCGGGCGCACGGGGAACUGGCAGAAGGCCGAGGCUAUCGUCGAGCAAAUGGCGGACGCUUACAUCGAGUCCCUCGAGGUCGCUAACGGUAGCGGUGACGAUGGUACCGGCGGUGACGUUGCUGCUUGUGCCCACUCGGGCAAGUCGCCGUUAUUCCCUACUGCGGUCCACUGCAACGCGCUCCUUCAGGCAUACAGCCGUGGGAAACGGGUCGACAAGGCUCUCCGCUUGCUGGACGAAAUGCUUGCGGUAGCGCCCGUGCCGCCUUCCUCGGCGACCCCGCCACCCGUGCUGUCGGCAGCAGCGGCGGCAGCACCCGAGGAGAACCUCGUUAGCAGUAGGGUUAGCUUAGAGCCGCCGCCGCCGGUGACAGUGGCGGCAGCAGAAACAAUAGCGGCAGGAUUGACGGAGUUUGAUCCCGUGGAGGACGAAGAGGCAUUCAGCAGCGGUAGCGGCGGCAGCAGCAGCAGUACGAGCUACAGAAGAACGCAAGGGCUAGCGGAAAUUCAUUAUCGCCCGCAACCCCCCCUAGGCGAAGGAGAAUCGAGUCCGGCGGCGAGGAGCGAGGCAUCGCCGCCGCCGCCGCCGCCGCCGCCGCCGCCGCUAAGCUCGUCCGCAAGCGCGAACGCGAUCGCGAAGAUCGGAAAAGAAGAAUCCACCGCCGACGGCGGCGGCGGGGAAGGGAGCCGGGACAAUGACGAGGGCGACGACUGGUCAGCGCUGUUGCGGUGGGACCCCCGCCUCCCUCUCCCUCGCCCGGACGCCGUCAGCUUCGGCACGGUCAUCGACGGCUGCUCGCGCGCUCGCUUGGCCGACGAAGCGGUCGGUCUGCUCAAGGUCAUGGGGGAAGAGAGGAUAGGAGGGACGGCCCCUAUCGCCGGCGGCGGCGGUGGCAGCGGGGACACUCCGCUCCUCCCGCCGAACGUCCACUGCCUGACGGCGGCGAUAACGGCGUGCGGGCGCGCGAACCGGCUGGAGCUGGCGAUGGCCGUUCUACGAGAGGCGGCGGUAUUGGAAGACGCUUGGCUCGACGAACAGGUGCGGCUAUCACGGCGGUUGCAAGAGGAUGAUGCCCAUGAAAAGUCAUCAACGGCAAGUCCAGCGGCGGCGUGGGAGUGGGAAAAGGAAGCGGGGGCGGCGGAAGUUUCACCGACACCGGAUAGACGGCGGCGGCAACGGAACCAACCACCGGGCGAGGAUACCUCGCCGGUCGCUGACAGCGGCACGUCGUCGACAACAAUUUCGAAGGAACGAGGGGUAGGAGCGGACGCAGGAAUAGCGGCUUCGGGCGGAAGGUCGUUGGUGAACGAGACGGCAAUGUUCAACGGCGGCAAGCUGGCGGGUGGGAAGGAUGCAGAGGCUACCAUCGACGGCGUUAAGUCAGCUGCUGCUGGGGCGGCGGCGGCGUGGGAUAGGAGGGAAACAAGCACGGCGGAGGGUCCGUUGCCGGCACGGUCGUCUCUCCAGCCGGCCUUCAACGCGGCGAUAAACGCCUGCGUGAAAUCCGGGAGCCACGGCGAAGCCCGCUUGCUGAUGAGGGAUAUGGGGGAGCGGGGGCUAAGGCCUGGGAGGGAGGCGUUCAAUAGCCUUCUGGUGGUGUGUUCGACCUCCUAUGAGGCCAUGAACCUCUUGGCUGAAAUGGAGAGAGCGAGAGUCGUCCCGGACGUGGCCUCCUACACCGCGGCGAUUGGGGCAUGCUCCAGGGGGGGAGACCUCCCGGCCGCCCUCGGCCUGUUCGAGGCGAUGCGCCGCCCCUCCCCUCCCAGCGCGGCGGCGGCGACAGCGGCGGCGGCGGAGCCCGGCACCGGCGACGGCGCGGUGGGUGGGCGAGCGGCGAAGGUCCGGGCGGCGCCGAUGGCCGACGCGCAGGCGUACGGGGCCGCGGCGGCGGCGUGCGCCAGGGGAUUGGACCACCGGGGGGCCUUGCGGCUGCUGGGCGAGAUGCGCGAGGCCGGGCUGAGGCCAGGCAGGCCGAUGUUCGGCGCCGUUAUCGACGCCUGCGCGAGGCGCGGCAAGUGGGAGGAGGCCACCGCCUUGCUUGAGGAGAUGUCGGCAUCCGGCGUAGCGCCGUCGCUUAGGCACUACUCUAGCGCUAUUUUUGCGUGCGCGUUGGGGGAGAACCCGGGGAAAGGACUGGAACUCCUGUCCGUGAUGCGGAAGAAGCGUGUGAGCCCCAACAGCACCUGUGUGAACGCCGCCAUCCACGGCUUCGCGCUGCUGGGUGACUGGGAGAAGUCUUUGGAGAUUCUCAACAAUAUGGAGAGGGCCCACCACGUUGUUCCUGAUUCGGUAAGCUACAAUACCGCCAUGAAGGCCUGCUUCCGUUCGGGCCAGAACCAGGCGGGCCUCGCUCUCUUCGACCGGAUGCGCUCCUACCCGCCCAACCCACCCAGCAGCGGCGGCGGCGGCGGCGGCGGCGGCGGCGGCGAGAAAGCCUCCUCCGCUUCUCACUCCACGAAGCGGCAUCCCCGAACGUUUCUGAGAGUUUCGCUCCCGAAAGGCGGCGGUGCGGCGGCAAUGGUGCAACCCCCCGCGGCGUCCGCAAGAGAAGCCACAGCCGUCAUCGCCGCCGCUGCUCCUGCUAGACUGCAGCAGUCUGCUAGAGACGCUGGUGCCGACAGCGUCGAGAAGAACGGUGGUGGGUUUGUUGGAGGUGCCGCGGCGUGCCGGGAGGGCGAGGAGAGCCCUGGCGUCGCCGGCGGGGAGGGGAUCGGCACCGCUCAUUCUCGGGCGGCAGUGGCAGCAACAGGGGGCGCGGAAGUUUCGGCGGCGGUGGGUAGGGGCAAGGGAAAGGGGCGAGGGGGUCGCUCCGCAUUCAGAGCGUCCUCUCCGCCGCGCCCCGAUACAGCGUCGUACAACACGGUCAUCGCGGCGGUGGGGUCGGCGUGGGGGUGGGGCGGGCAGGGACAGGCCACGGCGCUGCUCAGGGAGAUGCGGGUGAGAGGGCUGCAGCCAGACCGGUUCACCUUCAAAGCGAUGAAAAAAGCGGGAGGGGAAGUCGAGGAAGCUGCCGAUGUUUGUCGGUGACGCGAGAUAAGAGCCACCACCACCCCCGUAGAGCCAUUGUGACGGCUCUAUUUUUCCUCAAGAAUGGCAGGGGUACGGAACAUGGUAUCUCCAGCUCUGGGGAGCAGUAUUUUCUGGCAGAGGAUUUUUGUUUGUGGGGAGGUGAACGUUUUCGGCCCCCUCUGUCCGGGCUGUUGACUGUAUUAUCGCAGCUGGGACAAAGUAGUUGAGCUGGCGGUCGAUCUCGUUCUCUUUCGUCGUUAUCGUACCUGUGGCACUUCCCGCCCGUGCCCGUUCUAAAAUUUUUGUUUGCCCUAUCUUUGUAGUCCCUGCCAGUGUCUCGAUAGAGCCUCGGGCAAACAUGUGCUGGUGGGUUCUUUUGUGGCGCCAUAUCUAAGUUGUUCAAGCAAGCGCCUGCUGUGUGGAUGUUCUUGGCCGCGUGGAGCGAACCGGCCGUUCAGCAAAAAUGAUCCCCCAAUCAUUAACAAAUUGUUAUUUUUUCGUUGUUUUUUUGCUGUUUUGUCAACAAAACGCAAUGUGCUGACCAGUACGGGCGGGCGUCAUCCCCGCACUACUGCUGUUAUCUUGUAGUACGGGUUCUUCCACGUUCUCCGCGGCAAAGAAACGGGCUUCCGCGCUCGUAAGCCAACACACAAUAUAACAGGCACAACGAGGGAGAAGGAAAUCGGGCAAGCAAGUCCCAACACUCGUGAAGUAAACACACCGAGUGCAGAUCUGGUACACUGCUGUGGAUGGACACACAGCGCUGUGCUCUGUGUUUCAUUGUACAGCAAAAGGAAGCUGAUCAAGUUCGAACGAGUACUCCUUCUUCGCCCCACCUUCGCCUUUCACUCGCAUUUAUUUGAACUACACAACACUGCACGUUUCACGAUUGGUGCCAAGGGACGGAUGUGGCCGACCGCAUCUAUCAGUCAACCUGAAAAUUUCGUCUGUGCGCGACUUUCAUCGUACUUGGAAGUACUCAAAAAUAACGGAGGGCGAUCGGCCUCAAUGUACUUCUUACUUGUUCGUCACUUUGAAAGUCAGCGCGUAGUCUACACACGCAGCAUUUCUGCCGCGUCGGAGCUCCAAUCCGUGGUCCCCAGAAGGGUUCCUCCCCCUUAGGUCUCCUACCCGCCCCUCUUGCAGUGCUUGC